CCCUCUCUUCUCCUUCCUUCACACCUACCCCCUCAAAAUCUCCACACCUUCAUUCUCUCUCGAAUAUCUCCAUUUCCUCUUACAGAUCAAGCUCUAAUGGCGUUGGAGUGGGUAGUUCUAGGCUACGCCGCAGGGGCAGAAGCAAUCAUGCUUCUCCUCCUCACCGUCCCGGGUCUUGACCCUCUCCGGAAGGGCCUAAUCACCGUCACCCGGAGCCUUCUGAAACCGUUCUUGUCCGUUGUGCCCUUCUGCCUCUUCCUGUUAAUGGAUAUCUACUGGAAGUACGAGAACCGACCCAGUUGUGAGUCCGACUCCUGCUCCCCCUCGGAGCACCUCCGCCACCAGAAGUCCAUCAUGAAGUCGCAGCGGAACGCGCUUUUGAUCGCUUCGGCUCUCGUUUUCUACUGGCUUCUCUAUUCUGUUACGGGGCUCGUUGUCAAGAUCGAUCAGUUGAACAAGCGGAUCGAGAAAUUGAAGGCCCAGGACUGAUUUGGUGCCCUGUUGGCCGAUGAGAUUGAAAUCGCCGACCCUUUUGUUGUUGGUAUUUUAGAGUUGCUCUUACGAAAUGUUUGAUGAUGAACUGAGUUUGUGGUUGCGUAAUUGCUAGGAUCUGUUCUGAUUUUGCUUGCUCUUGUCUUGUAUGUACUAUGUGAUUAAAGUCUUUACACGUAUAAUUGCGUAGUCAAUUUAAGGGCUUUACUUUUUCUAUCUUA
Messenger RNA from Sesamum indicum (sesame), 713 nucleotides. RefSeq lists its product as uncharacterized. Gene Ontology annotation, biological process: endoplasmic reticulum to Golgi vesicle-mediated transport; intracellular protein transport. Gene Ontology annotation, cellular component: endoplasmic reticulum membrane; endoplasmic reticulum. The record is from RefSeq and is a predicted model, not a curated record. NCBI's taxonomy places the organism in Eukaryota, Viridiplantae, Streptophyta, Magnoliopsida, Lamiales, Pedaliaceae.